AUGCUGCUCGGCAGCGGUCGCGUGGCCGACAGUGUUGCAUCUGUUGCUGCUACCGAUUCGAUCGGGUACCCCAUGGAGCAGCCGCCAGCGUCCGAGGGAAAACUGCAACCCCAGCUGUCGAAAGGCGCCCUACAAAACGCGUUAGAGGGUGAAAAGCAUCGCAGACUGAAAAUUGUCGACGUCGGCGGCAUGGUGGGCGGCCGUCGCGUCGCGCGACCUCGCAACGAAUCAUUCUACCGCGGCCUCGCACCGUCGUCGCGGUCGACAAAGAAGCAGCUCACCGCUGCCGACGAGCAGCUGUGUAAGCGACUGGCUACAUCGCACAACAGCAGCGGCAGCAGCAGCACCUUGCAGCAUCACUCUGACUCCGGCGUCUCCUCAGUGGUUGCAUCGCGGAAGGUGUGCAACGGCAGCUCGAUGUCUCUGCUCUCCCACAAGAGUGCACGUCAGCAAGCCACCGAAGAGGACCGCGAUGCUGGCCUCGCCGCUGCCGCUUCCGGGUGCGCAGUUGUGGACUUGCGAGAGUCCUCCGCGGUUGUGCUGCAGCCACUCGACACUCUGCAGGAUUCCCCCCUCGACGAGGGCAAAGAUCACCCCAGUGGUAAAGACAAUUGCUCCCCAAGCCUCAACGGCGACACCAACUAUCCUGACACAGCGGCGGCAGCGAUAAGGGUGCCAAUGCUGGGGUCUAGGGGCCAUCCGUCUUUCCAGCAGUCCUCCAGAGCUUCUUCGCAGCUUAGCUCUCACCGUACAAGCAACAUAACGGCCAAGCCAUCGUUCAAGGGCUGCAGCGCCAAACCCCAGAGCGUGCCGGGUACCCCGCUCGUGUACGCCGACGGCGUAACUGAGGCUGAUGAGCGGCACCGACCCAUCCGUCGUAUGAGCUCUUCAUGUGACCUGUCGGUUGUCUGGAUUGCGCCGCCGCUCUGUGAGCGGUUGAGGCCGGGCCAAGCGUGCUCUGCCAGGGGCAACUCGAUGACACGGUCCCGCUGCGCGCCAUCAGCGGGGACACCGGUGGCCCAGGCUCGUGUGCCUGGAGCACCUUGCCGCCCCCCAUCAACAACGACGCCGCAUAAGAGGCAGGAAACCUCACGAGCCCGCUCGUCGCACAGUGCCGCCUCAUCUAGCUCUGCCUACAUGGGCGACAAGAGCCACGAAGCGCGACACAUGUUGCAGUGCUGGCUGAGUAGCGCCUGUGGGUCCUUCACCCAUGUGAACAGACCAAAAAUGGGGCCGGCGGGAGAGACGCGCUUUAUCGGUCAUGCAGCAGACAACGACCGCAGCGGCGCGGGUGGCCAUCAGCUGCCAUUCCGUGGGCAGGCUGCUCGACCGCCAGAGUUGGCAACACAAGACUCCCCCUCGACCUCAUCUCAGCGCGAGGCUCUCAGUGCCGUCACGCCAACCGUUGACGAAGUGCUGGCGCGAAACCGUGCCGAUUUCACGGUGCAGCCCAACACCCCCUCCAUUGCGGCGCCAUAUUCUCCGAGUGCAGCUUACACUCGCGGUGGCGACAGAUGGGCUGCCACACCGGCUCAUCCUUCUGCGUUCACCUGGUCGGCUGUCCUCGCCGCAGCUCAACAUCCGUACUAUGCAUCUGGCCCGGAACAGCAGCGCCCUGGGCCCUACGGGCACACGUACGAUGUCGCGUACCACGGCGAAGGUCAGACCUGCCCUGCAGCAGAAGCGACGAGCGCAUGUAUGCGUGGUGACGGUGGGGGUUUCCUUCCAGCGCUGGAACACGCGAAGUCGUCGCACGUGCGGCCUGUCGGCGGCCUCAAGGCAAGCAAGUGGCGGGUACCGGUGCCCCCAGCCAAGCGCCGUGUCAUCUGUGAGUUGCUCGAGCCGGUCGUCCCUGGCCGCCCCAGGGCCACAUUCCGUCGGUCUCAACAACCUCGCCGGCCACCGCAGCGCUAUCCGCAGCGGCCGACUGGCAAAUUGCUGGGAAGCAGCGAACACGAACACAUGAGCCUUGCCGAGGUUGUGGCAGACGCUUCUCUUACACAGCAGGCGCGCCAGCAACCGCUAUCGCUCCGGCGAGAAAACGCGCCCGCGGCAACCAGCGACCGCGGGGACAUGACGCUUACGACCCUGAGUGAGGACGAGGAAUAUGCUUCGGCGCGUAACUACCCGGCCGUGGCGCCUCCGCGAACGACUGCUGCUGCUGACGAUGAUGUGUACACCACCGUGGCUCGGAAACGCAGACGCAACCUCCACAAGAAGAAGGCACAGCAGAAUGCGCGACUGUACCGUAUGUUUGCUCCAUACAUGGAAAGCCUGCAGGUCGGCCCCGGUGCGGACGGGCGAGUCCGCGCGGGGCAGCACAAGCAAAAAAGUCGGAAAAAUGGUCGUGUACGCCAGCAGUGCGGCAGCAGCGACGCCCAAGGCGAUCUACAGGCGAUGAACUACACUGCUCUGGCGACGGAGCGUGACCCGCUGGCUCACCUGCUGAGUCGACACGGAUUUUGGGGUGAGGCAAUGACGCGGCUGUAG
Leishmania mexicana MHOM/GT/2001/U1103 is the source of this 2490-nucleotide messenger RNA. RefSeq lists its product as hypothetical. Lineage: Eukaryota; Euglenozoa; Kinetoplastea; Trypanosomatida; Trypanosomatidae. The record is from RefSeq and is a predicted model, not a curated record. The transcript has a single exon. Bases 1 to 2490 code for a protein of 829 amino acids.